Messenger RNA from Thamnophis elegans (Western terrestrial garter snake), 1749 nucleotides. It is a transcript of the gene SLC17A6, whose product is annotated as solute carrier family 17 member 6. The transcript has 12 exons. Gene Ontology annotation, molecular function: L-glutamate transmembrane transporter activity; neurotransmitter transmembrane transporter activity. Gene Ontology annotation, cellular component: excitatory synapse; synaptic vesicle membrane. Gene Ontology annotation, biological process: transmembrane transport; monoatomic anion transport; synaptic transmission, glutamatergic. The coding region runs from base 1 to 1749 and encodes 582 amino acids. The record is from RefSeq and is a predicted model, not a curated record. NCBI's taxonomy places the organism in Eukaryota, Metazoa, Chordata, Lepidosauria, Squamata, Natricidae.
AUGGAGUCUGUAAAACAAAGGAUUCUGACUCCUGGGAAGGAGAAACUGAAAAAUCUUGCUGGGAAAUCACUCGGUCAGAUCUAUAGAGUCCUUGAGAAAAAGCAGAAGCCCGAGGACAACAUCGAGUUGACGGAAGAUGGGAAGCCCCUGGACGUGCCCGCGAAAAAACCGCCUUUGUGCGACUGCACCUGCUUCGGGUUACCUCGGCGAUAUAUCAUCGCCAUCAUGAGCGGACUGGGUUUCUGCAUUUCCUUUGGAAUCCGCUGUAACCUUGGAGUAGCUAUUGUGGACAUGGUCAACAACAGCACCAUCCACCGAGGAGGGAAAAUCAUCAAAGAGAAAGCGAAGUUCAACUGGGACCCAGAAACAGUUGGCAUGAUCCACGGCUCUUUUUUCUGGGGAUAUAUAGUCACGCAGAUCCCCGGGGGCUAUAUUUCAUCUAGGCUGGCAGCUAACAGGGUCUUUGGUGCAGCGAUACUACUGACAUCUACCCUCAACAUGCUAAUACCAUCUGCUGCUCGGGUGCAUUUCGGAUGCGUCAUCUUUGUUAGAAUCUUGCAAGGUUUGGUUGAGGGUGUAACUUAUCCAGCUUGCCAUGGAAUAUGGAGCAAGUGGGCUCCUCCUUUAGAAAGAAGUAGACUAGUAACCACAUCUUUCUGUGGAUCCUAUGCAGGUGCAGUCAUUGCAAUGCCAUUGGCUGGGAUUUUAGUGCAAUAUACAGGAUGGUCUUCUGUGUUCUACGUGUAUGGAAGUUUUGGUAUUGUCUGGUAUAUGUUUUGGUUUUUGGUGUCAUAUGAGAGCCCUGCAACGCAUCCUACAAUUACAGAUGAGGAGCGCAGAUACAUAGAAGAAAGUAUUGGAGAGAGUGCUAAUCUUCUAGGAGCAAUGGAAAAAUUCAAGACUCCAUGGAGAAAAUUUUUUACUUCUAUGCCUGUCUAUGCAAUCAUUGUUGCAAACUUCUGUAGAAGUUGGACUUUUUAUUUGCUCCUUAUUAGUCAACCUGCUUACUUUGAAGAGGUGUUUGGAUUUGAAAUAAGUAAGGUGGGAAUGCUGUCUGCAGUGCCACAUUUAGUGAUGACCAUUAUUGUGCCUAUUGGGGGACAAAUUGCAGACUUUCUAAGAAGCAGGCAAAUUCUUUCAACCACAACUGUCAGGAAGAUAAUGAACUGUGGAGGCUUUGGAAUGGAAGCAACUCUUCUCUUAGUAGUUGGAUAUUCCCAUAGUAAAGGUGUGGCCAUUUCCUUCCUUGUUCUUGCUGUGGGGUUCAGUGGUUUUGCUAUAUCUGGAUUCAAUGUCAAUCAUUUAGAUAUUGCUCCGAGAUAUGCCAGUAUCUUGAUGGGGAUUUCAAAUGGAGUUGGAACAUUGUCUGGGAUGGUAUGUCCGAUAAUUGUUGGAGCAAUGACAAAAAACAAAACACGCGAAGAAUGGCAGUAUGUCUUUCUUAUUGCUGCUUUGGUCCAUUAUUGUGGAGUCGUAUUCUACGGAAUAUUUGCUUCAGGAGAAAAGCAACCAUGGGCAGACCCUGAACAGACCAGUGAAGAAAAAUGUGGCUUCAUUCACGAAGAUGAACUUGAUGAAGAAACAGGGGACAUUACUCAGAAUUAUGUAAAUUAUGGUACCACUAAAUCUUACGGUGCUACGACCCAGAUUAAUGGUGGCUGGCCAGAUGGCUGGGAGAAGAGAGAAGAAUUUGUACAAGAAGAAGCACAAGACUCAUAUCGUUACAAGGAAGGAGAGGAUUAUUCAUAA